Molecule: messenger RNA, 1659 nt
Organism: Cokeromyces recurvatus
Lineage: Eukaryota; Fungi; Mucoromycota; Mucoromycetes; Mucorales; Mucoraceae
Product: S-adenosyl-L-methionine-dependent methyltransferase
Exons: 4
Coding region: 1-1659 (552 amino acids)
Molecular function (GO): methyltransferase activity
Source: RefSeq, a predicted model, not a curated record
AUGGGAAAUGCGCCUUCAAAGAAGAAAGAAAGAAAGCUAUUAGUAGAAAAAUUGCAUCAUAAGCAACCAUUUUAUAAUGAAGAUGAUAUAAUUUGUAUUCAUGAUUCAUGGAUAGCACCACCACUACCAUCAUCGUCGUCAGCUUCAUCAUCAUCAAUUUCAUCAUCGCCUAAGACUAUCUUUAAUAAACCUAUUCAUAACCUAUUUUCUCGAAACUUACUAAAAAAAUCAUCUCAAAGGAAAUCAGCUUCUUCUGUAAUAAACACAUCCUAUAUAGACACAGUUACUCAUUCAACAAUAUCUACAUUUGCAAAUGAGGACGAUGUUAAUAAUACCUUUUAUGAGAGUCCUAUGGUGAAAACCGUGACUCGACUGUCUGCUCAAUACGAUCAAAAGAAGACAACUUCUCAAUUUGAACUACUAUUAUCCUCUUCUUGUGCACCCUGCAUCGUUUCACAACCUUUAAGGAGAAUGACAUAUCUUCACAGUAGUAGCAGUAGUAAUAGUAAUAGUAAUAAUAAUAGUAGCAGUAACAGUAACAAUUAUAAUAAUAAUAGUAGUAGUAGUAGUAGUGGUAGAAGUAAUAGUAGCAGUAGUAUCAGUAGUAGAAGUAAUAGUAGUAGUAGUAUCAGUAGUAGUAACAACAACAUGACAGUUACAAAAAAUUCAAUGUUAUAUCAUAGUAAUAAUCAUUCAUUAACUUCUGUCAGUACUAUAACAGCAACAGACGAUAAUGAUGACAAUGACAGUGUCGUUAGUAUAAAAAAAAAGAAUCAAAGAAAACCGGUGACGGGCCAAGAAAUGAGACUGGAAUUAUUUUUGAAUCCAAAUGCUGAGGAACUUCGAAGGAUAGAAAAGGAUAGACAGCAAAGACUACAUUAUGUAUUAAAAUAUAUCAGCAAAGGUAAAAUUCAUCAAGCAAAACUAGAAUCACCUUCAGUGAUUGUCAAUUGGUGCUGUGGUAUAGGCACAUGGUGUAUGGAAAUGGCUACCAUGUUUCCAAAUACAAGAAUUAUUGGUGUUGAUUAUAAGGAAGUCAUUACAUCUUUCAAUAUGCAACAUUCUUUACCCAAUUUAAAAUUCAAAUACAUUGCCGCUCAUGAUAAACUAACUGGCUUAGAGUCCUUUGAAGAUAAUUCUGUAGAUUUCGUUAUGAUGAGAGAUGUUUGGCUGAUAAAUAUACCUAUUUUAAAAUGGGAAUAUGUUUUAAAACAAGUGUAUCGGAUAUUAAAACCAGGCGGCUGGAUAGAACUUCAAGAGCACACAACUCAGAUUGGCACUAUGGGUCCUUGUGGUGCAAAACUAUUUCAAUGGUACACUCGCUUCUUUACUGAAACCCAAAUAGAUAGAACGAUCGCUAGAAAGUUAGGUGACUUUUUAGGAUAUGCGGGCUUUUCAAACAUAGAUCAGCAAACAACGAUUAGCCCGGUAGGCGAGUGGUGUACGACACUAGAGUUAAAAGAAUCAGGAUUUCUGUUUAAAGACAUUUUGGAGAGACAUUUACGAGUUUUAUCAAGAUGGGUUGCUCAAGUAUGUGAUGUUGACGAAGGGUUAAUAAAUCAAUUAUUAACAAAAGUCGUAGAAGAUGAAGCAGAUGAACAUAAUACAUCUGUUGAUUGGAUAUUUUACACAGCAAGGAAACCAGCGAAAAAUAGAUAG